Stegastes partitus (bicolor damselfish) is the source of this 6209-nucleotide messenger RNA. It is a transcript of the gene xrn1, whose product is annotated as 5'-3' exoribonuclease 1. The coding region runs from base 1 to 3432 and encodes 1143 amino acids. The transcript has 28 exons. The record is from RefSeq and is a predicted model, not a curated record. NCBI's taxonomy places the organism in Eukaryota, Metazoa, Chordata, Actinopteri, Pomacentridae. Gene Ontology annotation, molecular function: 5'-3' RNA exonuclease activity; RNA binding. Gene Ontology annotation, cellular component: nucleus. Gene Ontology annotation, biological process: nuclear-transcribed mRNA catabolic process; rRNA catabolic process.
AUGUACCCUUUGCCUGGCACCGAAGCGGCACACAGCGAGUUUCUAGCCAAGCAAGCCAAGUGUUAUGUGGAAGGUAUCCAGUGGAUUCUGCACUACUAUUACCAUGGAGUUCAGUCCUGGAGCUGGUACUACCCCUACCACUACGCUCCCUUCCUGUCUGACAUCAGGAAUAUAGCUGGGUUAAAGUUGACCUUUGACCUUGGAAAACCCUUCAUGCCCUUCCAGCAGCUGUUGGCAGUCCUGCCUGCUGCCAGCAUGGAGCUGCUGCCCGAGUGCUACAGGCACCUGAUGACCAGUGAAAGGUCACCCAUUAUUGAGUACUAUCCUCUUGACUUCAAAACUGACCUCAAUGGCAAGCAGCAAGAAUGGGAAGCUGUGGUACUCAUUCCGUUCAUAGACGAGAGGUGCUUACUAGCGGCAAUGGACCCCUGCAAUGACAAGCUGACGAAAGAAGAGAAGGCCAGGAACCGUCACACAGAGUGUGCAGUCUACUCAUAUGACCAUGAACUAGACUUCACAUACAACUCCACCCUGCCUCAGCUGUUUCCUGACAUCAUUCACUGUCAUGUCAGGAAAGCAAACAUCCCUAUGGAUGCUUGGCAAGUGCAGUUAGACCAUGUCAGCAGGCGCUUCGACCGCUCAGCUCUGUACUUCUGUGGCUUCCCCACCUUGCAACACAUCAGACACAAGAUAUGUGAUGAUGUUGCUGCACAAGUACUGGGGAAGUCUGUGUUUGUCAACUGGCCCCAUCUAGAGGAAGCUCGUGUCAUUGCAGUUUCAGACGGAGAAACCAAGUUUUAUCUCGAGGAACCUCCUGGUGUCCAACAAAUCUACGACAGACCGUCCACUCCUCCUCCCACCAAAGUCACCUGCCUCUCCGACAAAGAGCAGAAAGAUUGGGUGCAAGAUUCUCAAGAUGUCAUCAAAGAGGGUCGAGUACGAGUCGUCUUCAACGUGCCGUAUGAGCCACAGCUGGAGCAGUUAAUCCAGAAUCAGCAUAAAUACUGUGUGAAGUACAGUCCUGGAUACAUUCUGGCCUCUCGUCUCGGCAUCACCAGCUAUCUCGUCUCCCGCUUCUCUGGAAGCAUCUUCAUUGGCAGAGGCUCUAAGAAGAAUCCCUGUGGGGAACAAAAGGCUAAUGUUGGCCUGAACCUGAAGUUCAACAAGAAGAACGAGGAGGUUCCUGGAUACACCAAGAGAACUGAAAAAGAGUGGCUCUACUCUGCUGCUGUAGAGGAGCUGCUAGCUGAAUACCUGGAAAGAUUUUGUGAAGUCUUUGACACAGUGUCCAGAAAUAGUCACGAUGAUGUUUUCUAUGAAGAUGACAUCUGGCCCGGAGAGGACCAGAACGGGGCAGAGAAAGUGACCGAGAUCACAUCAUGGUUGAAAAGUCACCCAGUCAGCUCCAUCAGCAGGACGUCAUGUGACCUCCAAGUGCUGGACUCCGCCAUCGUGGAGAGGAUCGAGGAUGCAGUGGACAAGGCCAAGGUGAAGAAGAGCACCAAGAAAGUCCGUGUGACAGUCAAACCUCAUCUCCUCUUCAGGCCGUUGGAGCAGCAGCAGGGUGUGGUUCCAGAUCCAGAUGCAGAAUAUCGACUGUUUGACAGAGUCGUCAACAUCAGGGAGAGCUUCACCGUCCCACUGGGGCUCAGAGGGACCAUCAUUGGCAUUAAAGGAGCGGAGCGUGAGGCCGAGGUUCUCUAUGAAGUGCUGUUUGAUGAGGAAUUUGCCGGAGGUCUCACCAUCAGGUGUGCGUCGCCUCGUGGUUACCGCCUCCCUCCCUGCGCUCUGAUCAACCUUUCCCACGGAAGCCGAGUGGACCACACCGCCCACAAGCUCACCGCCAUCGUCAAACCUCAGCCCGUCGCCGGCGCCAACUACAACUCGCACCGCCAGCUGGCAGGCCUCAACCACUCUCCUCGUUCACCCUUUGUACCCACACAGCAUAACAACAAACAUGGUGUGAUGAAGGCUGCAUCCCAGGGCAACAGGAGCUCUCCUUCUAAAGGUCCUAUUCAGAAACAACAGGGAAAGAGUAAAGAGGAGUACAGUAAUGUGUGGCAGUCUCUUCAGAACGCAGGCCCGCCUAACAAACCUCCAGCUCACUGGCACAAUAAUGAAGGAAAUGCCCAACAAGGGAAGAACCAACACACCAACAAAGCUGCUCCAACUGGUGGCAUCAGACUGUUGAAGAAAAAUGAAGAUGCCAACUCCCUUUUCCCAUCACAGAACACAGCCAACAAGGCCACAACUGAAUUUGAGGACCUCAUUGCUAGUUUAAAGAUCUCCAAAGGUAGUCAGCAGCCUCCACCCCCUUCUGCUCCUCCGCAAGCUCCCACCAACCAGUCAGACGGCCCGUUGUCUCCACAGUCCUUCGCCAUGAAGGGAACUCUGGUGCUGAAGGAGAUGCUUAAGAUUGACAGCACUGGAUCAGGAAGUCCAUCCCCCCAAGAGACAGGAAACGCUACGCAAUCCGCCGGUCAGCAGCAGAACAGGAGACGAUCGUCCAAGAAACUAGCUGCAAAAAUGAACACCCCCCACGGUGAUGGGCCUAUGCUACCAACACCAACACCGGGUGGCUCUGCUAACGCUGUGCUGACCAGUAAGGUGUCAGAGCUGGCCUGCGUCUGCGUGGGGUUGGGCAUGGCACCGCCCGACUUCAGCUUCAUACGCAACAGACAGGGUCUGGUAGUGUGUCAGGUGAAGCUGUCCAACGGGCUGAUGGUUCACGGUCCACAGUGCCAAUCAGAAAAUGAUGCCAAGGAGAAUGCGGCCUUCUUUGCCCUGCAAAGACUGAACUCCGUGGGGUCGGGCUUUCCGCUCCCACCUCCUCUAUAUCCAGGAGUGGGUCAGAUACGACCUCCACCCUUAGGAGCCAUGACGCCCGUCUUCAGCCAACAGGGUGGUUUGCUGUUGCCCCCUCAGGGUUACGGCCCGGCCCCUCUGUGGGGAAUGUCGCUGCCCCCUCACCACCACCAGAACCAGCCGUUCUACGGAGCAGCAGGGACCUUCCCCGGUGCUGCCCGUCCUCAGCCUGCAACAACACUGCCCAUCGGCUCCCACAACCAGUUCAUCCCGCUACAGGUGACCAAGAAGCGCGUAUCAGCCAAUAAAAAGAACCAAGAAACCCGAGAGUUCUACAGCGCCGCCCAAAUCGUCGCCAAGAACCAAACACAGAAAGCCCAGAACCAGCCGUCUGGCCACUCGCUAGCUCAGGGCGAACCACAGGGCGGUAAAAUGGACCACCAACACGCCACCAACAGCGACCCCUCCUCGUCCAGUCUGCUGGAUGCCGUUUCCACGACGACACCAGCCCCGCACACGCCCCCUCGACAGAGCGCUCCAUCUACAGGCCACACCCCCGGCUCCGCCUCCAAGAGGAAGCACAGGAAGUUGGCGGUCAACUUCGAGGCGGCUAAAGUGUCGGAGUGAUGAGCUUGUGUGUGUGUCUGUGUGUGUUUGUGUGAGGAGAGAGAGGUGUGUGUUGGUUUCAAGCUGCUGUUUUGCCGCCUGACUCGGGUGAAAACCGAGCAGCUUCAGUCAGGGCCUCUGUCGUCCGACCAAAACACAACUCAAAAACAUCAAACACACAAAGACGCCCAUCAUCCCCUCAGCUCCUCAGCGGUGAUCAGAGCCUGUCGUAGUGCUACGUUCCCCUGAGAUGGUUUUAGAACAGCCAGCGUGAGCCCACAGGCUGCUGUAGCUCGCUGGUGUGGAGGGGCAGGGUGCAUUCUGGGAUGCAGCCGCAGCUCUUUAGAUUUGAUUUCAAUCAGAAUAUUACCGCUCUGUUCAGAUCAACUAAAGGGAAAAAAAAAGGUUUAUUGCAGCAUUUUCUGUUGGUUGCUGUGGAUAAUAAUUCUAUCAGCUUUGCUAACGUGCUCAGAACGUUACAGCGAUGGGGAACAAAAAGCCUUGCCUUAGCUGUUCUUUCAUUUUUUUAUCAGUUGAUCAUUCAAAUAGGAAAAAAAAUAAAAGAUCCUAUAACAUUCUCCCACAGUCCAAACUGAUGCCUUAAAACGUCUCAUUUUGUCCGACAGUCCAGAGCCCGAAGAAAGUUAGUUUAAUUAGGAAAAGCAGAAAAAUGAAGAAAUGAGGAACAGCUAAUGCCUCAAUUGUCAAAAUGGCUGCAAAUUCAUUUUCAUUCAUUUGAUUAAUCAGCGUUUUAAACAUCCACCUACAAGUGAUUCAGUGUGCAGCCAUCUUUAGCUACACUUCUGUCUCCUUGAUCGGCUAAAACUGAUUUUGUCCACAACUUGUCUGAUUAUCUGUGUUUUUUAAUUGUUCCCAGAUCUCAGCAGUGACUUUAGCGUGCUAGCUCAGCUGAUAAACAACCAAAGCUGCAACAGUAAAAGUAGCGAUGAACCAUUUUCCUUUAGCUGCUCGAGCAGAGAGCAUUAGUUUUCCCAGAGGAAUGGAUUUGGAAACAGUCUUCUGACUAAAUUUGCUUUACAAAGAUUACGAUUGCCUUGUAUUUGAGAAGAUCUAGUGAAGUGAAACACUGCCUUUAAAGUGAUACGUCUUCAUUUAUUAUGUGUUUUAGGGAAAAUCCCCAAAUUGAGGCCAGCUGGAGUAAAAUACAAGUACAAGGGGGUGUUGGUGUAUUAAUUAUGUGUUAAAUAUGAGAUACAGGCCUUCUACGGUGGCAGCUUGGAUCAAAACAGAUGAGCUCUGUCAGGUUUGGAUCAGUGACGGAGCUCUUUUAAUGAUAUUUUCAUCAGCCUUUUUAUUUUUCUCUCAGUUUUUAGACUUUUUAUGGCUCCAGAGUACCAAGCUGAAUGUCUGCACACACGGCAGAGGUUUUGACAAAUUAUUUGAAUCUGACCCCUCAAACAGACACACACAUACAGAAACAGCAUAUUGUGGCUGCAGAGCUGUAACACCAGCACAGACUAACGACCCGAUCUGUCAGUUCUGUAGUUCUGCUCGGACGUACAGAAAGAUUUUCACUGCCAGAGUUUCCCAAAAGCAUCUUCACACUGGGGUUGUGUGAAACCAAUUUGUUUUCCCUCUAUUUUUAACUCGAAACAAGAAAAGGUUAUUGAUUUAAAGAUUAAUUUCUUGAAAAUUUGCUCGAUGUAAAAACCCGUCGAAUGUUUUUUCCUACCCGAAAACAUUUCAUUCAUACUUGUAAAUUAUUACACGUGUGGUUGUGGAACCAGCAGAUGAGACGGAAACCUUUUUUUUUUGUGAAUAUGGAAGCUCACGGAAUCAAUAAUGCCUUUUGUUCUCGACGUUGUCGGUAGAAGAGAAUAAAUGCGAACCAUCGAUGAGAAUUUUAAUGAUUUUUUUUGUUUGUUUUUUUUAUGGGUAAAGCUCUGAUUAAUCUCACACAGAGUCUAGUUUGUAUUUGCCAAAAGUCUUGAUUUCACUGUGAUACUUGUGUUGUCGUAGAACCUUAGUUACCUAUCAGUGGUGCAGGGCAUAACUGAUAACUGAUGAGCUUCCCGUACAUAUUGAUCAGUUAAUCUGAUCAGGUGAAGACACUGAUAUAUGGAGAUAUUGUCUGUUUCCAAAUAACUUAUUUUUGAAACAAGUGCAGCCAAAAAAAUGAAAAAAAUAAAUAAAAUCCAGUGUCGGGUAAAUCCAAAGCAUAUCUCUAAAAUGCCUUUGUGAGCAUUUUCCAAAUCUUGAAAUUCUUUUUUCUGUUUUAAAUUCUGGCCUUUAUCAUCCACCUCCACACAUCAGGACUGAAUUACACAAGCGCGCACACACACAUAAAAUCUCUCCAUUUUAAAGAUUUCUUUUUCAAACUAUGGAUUUUAAUGACGCCCUUUUUAUAGAUGCUCUGGGGGCCUUUUGUAAGCAACCUGACUAAUAUUCGUUUCAAUAAUGUUUCGUGGCGACGCUGCAGGCGACGGAAGCAGCCGUAGUAUUUACUUUGUCCUCGUUUCGAAGGACGCAGGCCGACAGCAUGUUUUUGCUCGUUUCUUUUUUUUUUUUUGGUUUGGUUUUUAAGGCUGACACCCUGGGACUGAAGUCUAUGAGGCUCUGGUGCAAUACGGGGAGGUUUUAAGACUAUUUCUUUUUUUGGGGGGGAGGAGUUGAAGCACACCUGUUGUAUGUGUUGGGGGUUUUUUUCGGUGGGGGGAGGGAGAAUAAAAGAAAGUGGGGAAAAAAAUGUCGAUAUGAACCGAUAAUGACUUGCUGUUUUGAUUCAGGAAUGUGCUGUACAGAUCCAUUUAAUAAAGGGAAUCUUUUGUUACCACGUG